Molecule: messenger RNA, 1772 nt
Organism: Mycena citricolor
Lineage: Eukaryota; Fungi; Basidiomycota; Agaricomycetes; Agaricales; Mycenaceae
Source: the annotation of a GenBank genome assembly
AUUGGUCACACAGAAACCACAUCCUGCUCUCUGCACUCACAUCCCUACGAUGGUUGACCUGAGACGUACAGCUGCUCUGGAACGAUUACGGGCUGUGUCCAAAUCUAUGGUCAACGUGACCAAGAAAGCCGCACCAUUACAGAAGACCGUUGACAUCGCGACGCUGCCUACCGUCUCUCUGCCAGAUCCUCCGUCCAUCUACCCCAAACUACUAAAUCUUCUAUCAAACGAUACACUGGCGCACUCGAUGGCCUCUAUGUACGAGGAAAAGGCCAAAGAGAUACGCACACGAACGGAGCUGUCAGUGCAGCGCCAAUGCUCUAAACUGGCGGCGUCUCCAAGAAACUCCCACAUCACACCCCUGCCACUUCUUCUCGAAAACAUUGUCUCUCUUGCCCAGCGGGAGUAUGCCAGAAGCUUGGUAUCACUAGAAAAUCGUGCCUUGCGGGUGGUCGCAAACCGCAAGAUAACACCUUGCGGUGAUGCCGGGUCCACUGCAUCGAGCUCUCAGCCUGUAGCUUCAUCUUCACGGCACAACUCUGUAUCGUCCUCACGAUCCACGAGCUCAAGCUCGAGCAGCUCGGGUGUGCGGUCGCGGCAAAGUACGCCGAGCCGGUCGCGAUCGGGGACACCCACGAGCGAACGCGCGGCGUUCAAAACGGAAUAUGCGCCGUUCCUGCAGCGGUACUUCACAUACAACGCGUACCCGUGCGGUGCGGACCGGAGUGCGAUGGCGGAGGAGAGUGGGAUGACGGCGUCGCAGAUCAACGUGUGGUUCCAGAACCACCGCGCGCGGCUGCGGCGGGACGCGAAGGCGCGGGGGGAGGCGGCGCCGGUGCUGCGGCGGGUGGAGACGUGGGAGCGCGCGCCGCUGGAGCUGUGUCUGGCGGGGAUGGGGAGUGUGGCGGCGGCGCGGCCGACGAUGCGGCAGGUGGUGGACGACUCGAGCGAAGGGUGGGACGGGCGCUCGGACGGGGAUAGCGAGGACCCGGAGCCUGUACGGGAUGAAAUCAUGGCGGAGAAGCGGACACGGAAUGUGCUGGAUGCCGUAGACCCCCCGCCGCACGCGUUUCCCGCGCGCAACACGCUCGCAUCACCUACGGCGAUCCGGGCCACGACGGCGUUUGCCUUUGAGUGUCCGUGGCCGCGGACAGCGGCACCAUCAGCGCCAUCGCCGCCGCGGCGUGCGCCGCUGAGCAUGGGGGAGCUGGCGGGCCGGUUUGCGGGACUGACGACGCACGAUGCGGCGAAGACGGCAGGGGACGGGUACGCGGACGGGGAAAGGCGGUUCCGGAACGCGACGUACUGUGUGCAGCCGGUGUCACGUGCGCUGCGCACGCCGUGGGGACUGUCUUGCCCGUCAUCACUUCCACUACUACCAUCACGACCACCUGCGACGGGCCGGUCGAGGCUGCGGGUGUCGGCGGCGUUCGCACGGCAGGCACCAGCGUCGUUCCCGCGCCCUGCGUCGCCUGUGGAGUCGUUCUCGGAGAUGGAGUCGGAGGCGGAGUCGGGCGGGCCGAGCACGCCUGUGGAUGCGUUCCCGGUGCUCGAUCUUGCGGGUGUGGUUGUGGCGGGGGAUGAUGACCCGCUGGAGUGUCUGUUUGACGAGACGGCGGGGGCGUGGUGAUGUGUGAUGUGUGGGUGUCUAUGAUUAUGGUUAAUGAUAAUAUGUUAUCUCUCUCGCUCUCUGCUGUAUUGUAUGUAUAUACGUGUGUGUGUAUGAUUUCUGCUGGCACAUUCAAAGAGAUGAACAUAAGAACGGAAUGCAG